Yamadazyma tenuis ATCC 10573 is the source of this 1400-nucleotide messenger RNA. Lineage: Eukaryota; Fungi; Ascomycota; Pichiomycetes; Serinales; Debaryomycetaceae. The record is from RefSeq and is a predicted model, not a curated record.
GCAGCAGAUGCCGGAUUAAGACAAUCCUUAUUUGAGAGGUUCAUCAUGUUGGGACAUGUUCCACUCCGGUUGGAAGUGCAAUAUAGAAUGAACCCAGCUCUUAGCGAGUUCCCAUCCAACAUGUUUUACGAAGGAUCAUUACAAGACGGAGUAACGGUGGAAGACAGACUCAUCAAAAACUCGACGUUCCCAUGGCCGGUGCAGGAUAUUCCAUCAAUGUUUUGGGCUAAUUACGGGAAGGAAGAGAUUAGCGGUAGUGGCUCGUCCUUCUUAAACCGGGUCGAGGCCAUGAGAGUGGAAAAAGUCGUCAACCGGUUGUUUGAAGAUGGGGUUAAGGGUGACCAGAUUGGAAUCAUCACUCCGUAUGAGGGCCAACAAAGUUUUGUGACGCGGUAUUUGGCCACUAAUGCCACGCAGACCCAGUACAAGGAUGAAUACUUGUCGAUAGAAGUGGCCAGUGUCGAUGCGUUCCAGGGCCGGGAAAAAGACUUUAUUAUUCUCAGCUGCGUCAGGGCCAAUGAGGCUCAGGUGAUUGGCUUUUUGAGAGAUCCUCGCAGAUUGAAUGUGGCCUUGACGAGAGCCAAGUACGGAAUGAUAGUUCUCGGUAACCCUCGUACCUUGAGCCGUAACCCCCUUUGGAAUCACCUUUUGGUGCAUUAUCGAGAACGUGGAUGCCUCGUUGAGGGUCUUCUCGAAAAUCUCCAAAUGUGCACCGUGAAACUCGACUUCAAAGCCGGAGCAAACACCCACACCAGCUAUAAGCAGGAUUCACCUACCCCCAGCAAUUUCAGUGCCAAUGAAUUUAAUCUGGAAGCUACCAGUAUGAUCAGCCUGAACUUUUACUCACGACUUAGCCAACUUGACCAGGACUACCUCAAGCAAAAACAACACCAACUGCACGAUAUGAACGAUGACGACAUCAAAAGUAUCACCAGUUCGUUUGCAGCAGGGUUCAAUUUGUAGUGCAACCCACUGGAGAUGAGAUCAUCCGUUUGUCAUUUACGAAAUGCUAGAGCGGCAAGAACAGGCGAGACACACCUGCCGAGACUCGGGGGCCAUGCAGCUCGAUCAGCGGAUGCACCGGCAGAGAAGAUGGCAGCAGAUAUCCUGAGUUGCAAUCUGAACUCUGUCGAACCGGACUCCGAACCAUGUCUGAUUUUAUCAUCUAUAACAAGCUUAUCGCAGCAAUUUGUCGCCCACACGAGACGUAGACUGGAUGACAUCAGUUGACAUCAUCGCACCAAUUGCGGCUGACUGCCAAAUGUGUGGGGGGCGUGGACAUAACCCGAAGAUGAGUGGAAAAUGGCCUGAGGAUGAGGUCAUGUUUUCAGUCAAAUAUAUACAUUUAAUAUCGGAUAUCGGUAUGUAUGAUAAACCUAAAUGCAUGGAUUGUCACCUGC